Messenger RNA from Mugil cephalus (flathead mullet), 2532 nucleotides. It is a transcript of the gene wnt7ab, whose product is annotated as protein Wnt-7a. The transcript has 4 exons. Gene Ontology annotation, cellular component: extracellular region. Gene Ontology annotation, biological process: positive regulation of JNK cascade; neuron differentiation; cell fate commitment. Gene Ontology annotation, molecular function: cytokine activity; frizzled binding. Lineage: Eukaryota; Metazoa; Chordata; Actinopteri; Mugiliformes; Mugilidae. The coding region runs from base 335 to 1387 and encodes 350 amino acids. The record is from RefSeq and is a predicted model, not a curated record.
CGCCCCAGAUAGAUGAGGCAGAUAUAUAGCCAGGACCUGCGGGUAGCAGAGGAGCUGUGAGACAGAGAUAAUCGCACUUGUUCACCCCAAGGGUUACCUGUGACACCCUCGCAAUGACAAGAGGGCCCAGCGAAAAGGGGCCUCGCAAAGGGAGUUCGGAUGACACCCCAGUCGGCGAUUUGUAAAACUUCCCGAGAGUCUGCUGCUCUUUGAUGCUUUUCGUCAUUUUUGGACUUCCUUUGGAGUUACCUGGGCUGCGAUCGACCGGAGGACAAGCGACCGAGUUAUUAAUCAGCCCCACAGAUCGUUGCAUGAACCUGAGAGCUGGGCCGCAAUGAGUCGGAGAACACGACGCUGGAUUUUAAGAGUUUUACUUUGUUUAGGGAUUGUUUACUUGAAAAUUGGUGGCUUCUCGUCGGUGGUGGCCCUAGGUGCGAGUAUAAUCUGUAACAAGAUCCCCGGUUUGGCCCCUAGACAACGGAUUAUCUGCCAGAGUCGCCCCGAUGCCAUUAUCGUCAUCGGAGAGGGAGCCCAAAUGGGCAUCAACGAGUGUCAGUUUCAGUUUAAAAACGGGCGCUGGAACUGCUCUGCGCUUGGAGAGAGGACCGUCUUCGGAAAAGAGUUGAAAGUGGGCAGUAAAGAGGCUGCGUUCACCUACGCCAUCAUUGCAGCGGGGGUGGCCCAUGCCAUUACAGCCGCCUGUACGCAGGGUAACCUGAGUGACUGUAGCUGCGACAAAGAGAAGCAGGGUUUCUACAGCAAAGACCAAGGAUGGAAGUGGGGAGGCUGCUCGGCAGAUAUCAGCUACGGCCUGGGAUUCUCCAAAGUAUUUAUUGACGCCCGGGAGGUCAAGCAGAACGCAAGGACACUCAUGAACCUCCAUAAUAAUGAGGUGGGACGCAAGGUCCUGGAGAAGAACAUGCGACUGGAAUGCAAGUGUCAUGGCGUCUCAGGCUCCUGCACCACCAAAACCUGCUGGACUACACUUCCCAAGUUCCGCGAGCUUGGCUACAUUCUCAAGGAGAAAUAUGCCCAUGCAGUGCACGUGGAACCAGUCAAAGCCAGCCGCAACAAGCGCCCUAAAUUCCUGAAGAUCAAGAAGCCUUACUCUUACCGGAAGCCCAUGGAUACAGACCUGGUGUACAUAGACAAGUCACCUAACUACUGUGAGGCGGACCCUGUGACGGGGAGCUUGGGGACACAGGGGAGGGUGUGUAACAAGACAAUGAUGCAGCACAUCAGCGGCUGCGACCUGAUGUGCUGCGGCCGGGGGUACAACACACACCAGUACUCCCGCGUCUGGCAGUGCAACUGCAAGUUCCUGUGGUGCUGCUACGUUAAGUGCAACACCUGCAGCGAGAGGACAGAGGUGUACACAUGCAAAUGAGAAUAUUUAUUGGACGGUGUGUGCGCGUGAUGAUGUGUGCGAGUGUUCAUGUUGUUGUGUCUUCUCGGGCAAACCCCACACGAAGGCUGUCCCUGCAGGCUUUUCACACGUAAUGAGGAACCACUAGUAAGCUGAAGACGGGACGUCGUGAUUCUUUUGCACACAAAGCUCUUCGCCCCUCUUCGCGGACUUGUCCGUCGGGAUGCAGUGCCGUGGUGGUGCGACAAAACGCUGUUAAAGGAUAAAACUGGGGCCCGGCACACGCGACCAGGUGACCACGGUGUGAGUCACCGAGGCGAAAUGUCAAGACUUUAAGCUAAAUGGACACACACUGACAGUCUGGCUGCUUUGGACUUCCCCAACGCAAAUGAAUUAUGGUGGAUGUGAUGCUGGGCAGGACACACUGCUGUAAUUCUUGCCCCCCUGUGCACAGAUGAAAUGACACAUUCAUUUGGAAUAUUUAACACACUGUAUUUAGAGAAUGGAAAUAAUUAAUAUUAAUUUAUUCUAUAAAGAACUACUGAUUUUGUCCAUUAUGGAUCAAAAAUAACUAAAUGUGAUGAGGUUUUAGUUUAUUAAAGCGACCAAAACAUGUCCAAGGUUAACACACUGGAUUUGCCUGGAAUAUUGUGUCAUGUUGUAGAAUAAUGCUAUUCCAGAUGAAACUGCUGUAGGCUACUCAAAUUGACCUUCAUUUUGUUUGUCUUCCCUCUGUUUGCUGCUAGUCUAGAAAAUCCCACUUGUUGAGGUAGAAGGCUGCACGCUGUACUGACUGUCUUCACCUUGAGCCAAUUCAGCUUAACUGGAAUCACUGGCCGGUCAAAAAAAAACAUGGGCACAUUUUCCACGUUUGGUAAAUAUUGGUUAAUAGAGUAUAUUUUGUAAAAGCCUAUUUUUGUAUGAAUGUUUUAUUUAUAUCUUUUGCAUAUUCGAUGUCACGUUUUGGACCCUGACCUGAUCUGUUUUUAAACCCCUGUGGAGAAAAAAAAAAAAAGCUGAUAUAUGUUAAGUUGGCCCCAGUUGUCACUGCCAUAGUUGUAUAUUGUAAGUGAUAGAGACUGUUUAUAUGUGUCUGUGUUCAAACAUCUGUGUUUACUGCGUUUCAUGACUACUACUGAUGGAAUACAGGAACAGAAUAACACUAA